Messenger RNA from Dacryopinax primogenitus, 989 nucleotides. RefSeq lists its product as uncharacterized. The record is from RefSeq and is a predicted model, not a curated record. The coding region runs from base 196 to 903 and encodes 235 amino acids. The transcript has 4 exons. Lineage: Eukaryota; Fungi; Basidiomycota; Dacrymycetes; Dacrymycetales; Dacrymycetaceae.
GCCGCUUUGCUGCGGUCUCCGUGUGGUUCAGGCUUCUGGCUUCUUUCUGGACGAGUCAGCCUCUUGCUUUCUAAGGAGGACGAGUCAGGGCUGGCUUCUCCCCUCGCCUGAUACAGCACAUCCUACAUAACCCCUGGCUUCCUGAAACCCACUAAGCCGGGUCAACACCACAACCUUAUCCCUCCAACGCAAGACAUGUCCGGAACCGAGUACGAAAAGACCCGCGAGAAUACCGUGCAGCGGAAGAAAGACCGGGCGAAGUACGACAAGUCCGUCGUUCACUCGAUCGUGCACGACGCGCAUGGGGUGUGCCAUCUCGCUUUCGUGGACGAGGAGGGUAUGCCUCAGUGUAUACCUAUGAUGGGGGUUGUGGAUGAUCGGAGCGAGCUGGGGGAAGAAGUGUGGAUGUACUUCCAUGGUUACACCUCGACGAGGAUUAUGAAAGCGCUUGCGGACCCAGGGACGCCUAUGGUCGCCACUUGCACACUGGUGGACGGGCUCGUCUUCGCAUUGAACGUCUCGCACCACGCUGUCAAUUAUAGGAGCGCGGUCUUUCAUGGAGUGUCCUACCCCCUCCCUGCUGGGGAUAGAGAGGCGAAAGAGCAUGCUCUUACUUGCGUGAUGGAGAGUGUCAUGCCCGGCCGGUGGGCGGAGGCGCGAGCGAUGAACAACACGGAUUGGGCAGACGUGGGCGUGAUUAGGAUGAAAGUCGAGAGUGCGAGUGCAAAGAUACGCAAGGGCAUGCCUGGGAAUGAGAAAGCUGAUGCAGCGAACGAGGAGCUCACAGCGAGGGUCUGGUCCGGUAUCCUUCCCUUCCGUGUUGUCUCCGACCCGCCGGUGCCGUUGCCGUUCUGUGCUGAUCGCCCUGUACCGGAGAAUAUCAAGAUGCUGGAGAGGAAGUAGGUGGAAGCGAGGAGUUGUUUUGUCAGUGCUGAGUUGAUGGGUGUUUGCGUUUUUGGACGAUCGUAUUUGCCGUAGGAAGUUGCAAC